GUUGGUUAGCUUACUCCUUUCUGCCCGUGGACGCCGCCGAGAAAGCAUCGUUGAAGUCUCUGUUCCUGCUGCCGUCAUGUCUAAAUCAGAGUCCCCUAAAGAGCCCGAACAGCUGCGGAAGCUAUUCAUCGGAGGGCUGAGCUUUGAAACAACUGAUGAGAGUCUGAGAAGCCAUUUUGAGCAAUGGGGAACACUCACGGACUGUGUGGUAAUGAGAGACCCAAACACCAAGCGCUCCAGGGGCUUUGGGUUUGUCACUUAUGCCACUGUGGAGGAAGUGGAUGCAGCCAUGAAUGCAAGACCUCACAAGGUGGAUGGAAGAGUCGUGGAACCAAAGAGAGCUGUCUCAAGAGAAGAUUCUCAAAGACCAGGGGCCCACUUAACUGUGAAAAAGAUCUUUGUUGGUGGCAUUAAAGAAGACACUGAAGAACAUCAUCUACGAGAUUAUUUUGAACAGUAUGGGAAAAUUGAAGUUAUUGAAAUCAUGACUGACAGAGGCAGCGGAAAGAAGAGGGGCUUUGCUUUUGUAACUUUUGACGACCAUGACUCUGUGGAUAAGAUUGUCAUUCAGAAAUACCAUCCUGUGAAUGGCCACAACUGUGAAGUGAGGAAAGCCCUGUCAAAGCAAGAGAUGGCUAGUGCUUCAUCUAGUCAAAGAGGUCGAAGUGGUUCUGGAAACUUUGGUGGUGGUCGUGGAGGUGGUUUUGGUGGAAAUGACAAUUUUGGUCGUGGAGGAAACUUCAGUGGUCGUGGUGGCUUUGGUGGCAGCCGUGGUGGUGGUGGAUAUGGUGGCAGCGGGGAUGGCUACAAUGGAUUUGGUAAUGAUGGUGGUUAUGGAGGAGGCGGCCCUGGUUACUCUGGAGGAAGCAGAGGCUAUGGAAGUGGUGGACAGGGUUAUGGAAACCAGGGCAGUGGCUAUGGCGGGAGUGGCAGCUAUGACAGCUAUAACAACGGAGGAGGCGGAGGCGGCUUUGGCGGUGAUAGUGGAAGCAAUUUUGGAGGUGGUGGAAGCUACAAUGAUUUUGGCAAUUACAACAAUCAGUCAUCAAAUUUUGGACCCAUGAAGGGUGGAAACUUUGGAGGCAGAAGCUCUGGACCUUAUGGUGGUGGAGGCCAAUACUUUGCCAAACCACGAAGCCAAGGUGGCUAUGGCGGUUCCAGCAGCAGCAGUAGCUAUGGCAGUGGCAGAAGGUUUUAAUAUUGCCAGGAAACAAAGCUUAGCAGGAGAGGAGAGCCAGAGAAGUGACAGGGACGCUACAGGUUACAACAGAUUUGUGAACUCAGCCAAGCACAGUGGUGGCAGGGCCUAGCUGCUACAAAGAAGACAUGGUUUAGACAAUACUCAUGUGUAUGGGCAAAAAAAACUCGAGGACUGUAUUUGUGACUAAUUGUAUAACAGGUUAUUUUAGUUUCUGUUCUGUGGAAAGUGUAAAGCAUUCCAA
Sciurus carolinensis (gray squirrel) is the source of this 1442-nucleotide messenger RNA. Its product is annotated as heterogeneous nuclear ribonucleoprotein A1-like. Gene Ontology annotation, molecular function: RNA binding. The coding region runs from base 77 to 1198 and encodes 373 amino acids. Lineage: Eukaryota; Metazoa; Chordata; Mammalia; Rodentia; Sciuridae. The transcript has a single exon. The record is from RefSeq and is a predicted model, not a curated record.